AUGGCAGCUUCAAGUAGAGGUAGCAAAGCUGCCGCAGCCCUGUUGCGAAAAGGACAAUCCAGCAUAUGCGCCAGUUGCAGAAAUGCCCAAUUCCGACCGUACUCCGCCGCCGCCGCCGAGGCCGCGGUCGCCGCUGAAGCCCACCACCUGAAGCCGACGGAAUCGCAACCGCACCCGCCCUUCACGGCGUCCCGCCGGGCCGAGUACCGCAUAAAAUCCGGCAUCAUCCUGACGCGGGCGCCGCUGCUGACGCGGGCCCUGACGCCGUUCGAGAACGCCUUCUACUUCUACCAGAAGCGGCUGAACGAGCGGCUAGUCCUGCCGUUCCGGCACACGCUCUUCUUCAAGAAGGACACGGCCGCCGACCUCGACUGGCGCAUCAAGUUCGAGGAGCGCGGCCGCAUCGCCGCCAAGGAGCUCGGGAGGUACUACCCCCAGGGCCGCAACUCGUGGAACGACGAGCUGCUGGUCGGAAGCACGCUGAGCAGCGAGGAGAGGAUACGCCAGAUCCUGCUCAAGGACGCCGAGAAUCGCGUCACCGAGGACGGCGACGAGGCUGACCCGGAUGAGGUCCUGCCCGUCGAACAGCCCAUGGAUAGAAUCACGGAGGCCGACAAGACAAACGACGUGAGGCGAUUGGACCGCAAGUUGGACAGGACCCUCUACUUGCUUGUUCAGGGUAGUGAUGGGCAAUGGCAAUUUCCUUGUGAGGAUGUGCCCACAGAUGAGCAUUUACACGAGACCGCAGCAAGAGCCUUAGAGUCCGCAGCAGGUGUGAAUAUGAACACCUGGAUAGUGGGCCGCGCACCCGUUGCCCACAUCGUCACACACCCCGAGUUCGACGAGAACUCGGCCCUCAAGCGGAAAGGUGAGAAGAUAUUCUUCCUGAAGGGAAGAAUCAUGGCCGGCCAGGCGGACCUGAAGGAUAACAAGUUCGGGCUCCAAGACUUCAACUGGCUGACGAAGGAGGAGCUGAAAGAGAAGCUACCAGAGAAGUACUUCCACGCCGUAAGAAAUAUGAUGGCGGAUCGGUAG
Molecule: messenger RNA, 1035 nt
Organism: Daldinia caldariorum
Lineage: Eukaryota; Fungi; Ascomycota; Sordariomycetes; Xylariales; Hypoxylaceae
Product: 39S mitochondrial ribosomal protein L46-domain-containing protein
Exons: 3
Coding region: 1-1035 (344 amino acids)
Cellular component (GO): mitochondrial large ribosomal subunit
Molecular function (GO): structural constituent of ribosome
Source: RefSeq, a predicted model, not a curated record